Molecule: messenger RNA, 454 nt
Organism: Corticium candelabrum
Lineage: Eukaryota; Metazoa; Porifera; Homoscleromorpha; Homosclerophorida; Plakinidae
Exons: 2
Coding region: 46-429 (127 amino acids)
Source: RefSeq, a predicted model, not a curated record
GAUCUUGAAUCACGCAAUAUUUCAUUUCAGACAGAACACUGUGAAAUGCUCGGAAUUGACGCAGCAGUGGAGGGCACGGAGUCAGAUGACUUCGAUACUUCCGGGCAGAGAGCAAGGUUGGACACGUGUGACCCAUCAGACGUGAGACUCUCGCAAACGGCUGAGUAUUUGCUUGCUUUAAAAGCAGAAAGUCAGCUAACUCAAACUGCGGUUGACAAAGUAAUGGAUGCGACGAGCAGUUUGAUUGCUUCUGUCCUUUCAACUCUCAAGCAUCAAUUUCGUCAAAAAUUGGAAACCGUUGAGAACCUACAGGACCAAGAUCAAGUUAUGGACUUGUUGGAAUAUUGCUGUAAGGAUGAUGUUUUUUCCAACCUAGGUACAAGAUACAAGCAAGAGACUUUUUUUCAAGAAAAGUUUCACUUUGUGUAAUGAGUCUACUGUCGUCCUGCUACCU